AUGGAUGCGCUGGUGAACAAGCCCCUGAGAAGGCCGAAUGAUGACUAUGUAUUAGAUCCGCAUUGGGAUUUUGGCGCCCCCAGUCAGAUCCGUUACUACAAUUGGACUAUUGUUGAUAAGGAUGGCAACCCCGACGGUGUUUUCAAGCCCAUGAUGACGAUCGACGGUCAGUUCCCUGGUCCUCUGAUAGAGGUCAACGAAGGUGAUACCAUUGUCGUCGACGUAUUGAAUCUUGCCACGAACGCUACAUCCAUCCACUGGCAUGGCAUAUUCCAGAAUGGUACCAACUUUAUGGAUGGUACUUCAGGAGUUACUCAGUGUCCCAUUGCUCCUGGUUAUUCGUUCCGGUACAACUUCACCUUAACAGGUCAAGCUGGUACAUAUUUCUACCAUGGCCAUCAAGGAGUGCAGUCUCUCGACGGACUGGUUGGCCCACUCGUAAUCCACGAUCGGGACGCCGCAAACAAUCUCCCUCUUCGCUACGAAUCCGAUCGGGUGGUGCUGCUGCAAGACUGGUACUACGAUCCUGGCAGUGGAUUACUGCGCGACUCAUUAUCUCCGGGAAACGAGGCCGCCCCUGUUCCCAAUGCAGCGCUCAUUAAUGGUUUGAACCAAGUGGAUUGUAGUCUUCAUCCUGGGCGGCGCUGUGUCAGGGACGGCACUGCUCUACCUGUCCUGAAUUUAAAUCCGGGUGCCAACCACCGUCUUCGCUUCGCCAACGUUGGAGGAUUUGCUUGGUUUCAAGUAUCUGUGGACGAGCAUUCAAGUUUGCCCAUUGUAGAGGUUGACGGUACCACGAUCGAGCCAGCCGCAGAAUCAGUUAUUAUACUCUCUCCUGGUCAGCGGUACAGUGUUAUUUUGACUGCCAACCAAGCGACACAAAACAACUACUGGCUUCGAGCUAGGAUGAUAAAGGCAUGCUUCGGCGAGCCAAACAUGCCGGAGGACGGAGUCGACGAGGCCAAGGCCAUCGUCCAAUAUUCUGCGCCUUCGAAGUUACUGGGUAGCCAGUCUGACACGUCUGGACUCCCAACGACCAACGAUACCAACAUCAACUACAUCAAGACCUGUAAAGACAUGACUUCAAGGAGUACAUACCGGCCAACUCCACCUCAACCGGCGCCGGAGUACGCAGACCACUCCUGGUACCUCAGAAUUAACCUAGCCAUUGGCGACUGGAGGUUGCAACGUGGUGUUAUCAACCAAUCAUCUUUCCGCCCCAAUCUGCAAGAACCUACCCUCCACCGAUUUCUCGAUGGCUUUGCAUCCUCAAAUUUUUCAUUCAAUGGAGAAGGUAUCAAUACCGCCGCUUUUGCCCCCUCAGAACUGGUGAUCUCAAACAAAGGAGUUGAGACUGUUGACGUUAUUCUCCAGAACAUGGAUGAAGGAAGCCACCCGUUUCAUCUACACGGCACACAAAUGUGGAUUCUCGGCGCCGGUCAUGGGUAUUUCCCGGGGUAUAAGGCCUUGGGACUCAAGCCUCAGGGAAUGGGGCUCCUCGACCCGAAUAACUCGACCGUUAUCGACAACCCCUUGAAGCGGGAUACCGCAACGGCGGAAGGGUUCGGGUGGGUGCUGCUCCGCUUCGUAGCCGAUAAUCCAGGGGUAUGGUUAUUUCACUGCCAUAUGAUUUGGCAUAGUGAAGCCGGGAUGGCGAUGCAGUUCGCCUCGAGGCUAGAGGACAUGAAAAGUUGGGCAUUACCGGAAGAAAAUAGACGGUUAUGCGGUGCUGAUCGAGAGGAGUUAUACAAGGGCGCACCACCGAGUGACGACAUUUUUUUUGGAUUCCAUAACGAUGACAGAUGA
Messenger RNA from Pseudomassariella vexata, 1806 nucleotides. Its product is annotated as multicopper oxidase-domain-containing protein. Lineage: Eukaryota; Fungi; Ascomycota; Sordariomycetes; Amphisphaeriales; Pseudomassariaceae. The coding region runs from base 1 to 1806 and encodes 601 amino acids. The record is from RefSeq and is a predicted model, not a curated record. The transcript has 2 exons. Gene Ontology annotation, molecular function: copper ion binding; oxidoreductase activity.